Messenger RNA from Mercenaria mercenaria, 1555 nucleotides. Its product is annotated as heat shock 70 kDa protein 12A-like. The transcript is spliced from 2 exons. Bases 233 to 1195 code for a protein of 320 amino acids. The record is from RefSeq and is a predicted model, not a curated record. NCBI's taxonomy places the organism in Eukaryota, Metazoa, Mollusca, Bivalvia, Venerida, Veneridae.
GAAUUGACAACGAUAUGUUAUCUAUAGCACUGGAGCCAGAGGCUGCUUCAUUGUUCUGUCGACAUUUGUCUGUAGAGACUACCAUGUGUCGGUAUCUCAGUUCACAGCUGGCACAAGAUACCUCGUGUUAGACGCUGGCGGGGGUACAAUCGACACAACAGUACAUGAAUUUGGAGUGGACGGGACGGUAAAAGAGAUACGUGCGGCCGACGGGGGAGGAUGGGGUGGUAUUAUGGACGACAGAGAAUUCAAAAACCUGUUGGUUGAUAUAUUUGGUAAGGAAACAUAUAAUGUCUUUAAAAAGUCUGAAACAGAAGACUGGUUAGAUUUCUGGCGUGAUUUCGAAGUCAAAAAGAGAUCAAUUGAUCCAAACAAUGAUUCGAGAAUAAACAUGAAGCUACCUUUGUCACUUAUAAACAUGUAUGAAGAGAGGUGUAAGAGCAAGCUUGCUGUAGCAAUAGAUACAUCAAAGUAUAGAAAGUCCAUCAGUUUUUCUGGUGAUAAAAUAAAAUGUUUGCCCACUGUUUUUCAAGUGUUAUUUAACAAUUCCAUUGACAAUACAACUGGUCUUGUUAAAACUCUGGUAAUGGGAGCCAACAUUAAAGCCAUCCUGAUGGUUGGUGGUUAUUCGGAAUCACCCAUGCUGCAGGAAGCUGUAAAGUCUGCUUUUCCAGAACUAGAUAUUAUAAUACCGACUGGGGCCUCGUCAACUGUACUUAGGGGAGCACUUGUCUAUGGACAUAAUCCAAAAGCUAUCUCGGAACGUAAGCUUAGAUACACAUAUGGUGUGAAAGCAACCCACAAGUUUGAAAAGGGUAAACAUCCAGAGAGCAAGCGUAAAACGUACGACAUUGGAGAUCGCUGUGGAGAUAUAUUUGACAAGCAUGUGGAAAAAAAUGCAGUUGUUAAAGUAGGGGAACCGCAAACGAGAAGACCAUAUCAUCCACUUGAUCGCAAUCAGACAAAAGCUAUAAUUUCAAUUUUUGCUUCCGAGCAAAUGAAUCCAACAUACACCGACGAAGUCGGCUGCAAACAUAUUGGCGAUGUUACAUUUGACAUACCGAGUUCAAGCGCAGAUCUAACCUUUCACAAUGUGUGGGUUUCACUUACAUUCAGCGGAACGGAAACAAUUGUUGAUGCGGAGGAUGAAAUGUCAGGCAAACAGGUCAAGGCAUCUGUAAACUUUUUAGGCUGAUACUUGUAACAAGUUAUAGAAUUACUACUUCUGACUGAAACUUAUAUUUUGUAUUGACGAUAAUCUUACAAAACAAAAAUAAAUGUUUGUAAAAAUAUGUAAAUACAUUUACACGUCUUUUUCAAUAAUUUUGUUUAUCUGCAUUUAUUAAAGGACAUAAACACUUGAAACCUUAUAAUAUAUUGUUUCUCUGACAAAUGCACAUACUUUUGAUGCAUCGUUAACAUAUUUCUGUGUAGAAACUUCAUUAAUCAUUUGAAAACAUGUAAUACUUGCAUACCUUUCUUACUAUAUAAAAGAUACGGUAGUCAUAAAUAUACCAUAAAAUGUUUUGUCUGUGAUUAAACUGAACUUGGAAAA